This is a messenger RNA of Dinoponera quadriceps, 7129 nucleotides long. RefSeq lists its product as uncharacterized. Gene Ontology annotation, biological process: phosphatidylinositol dephosphorylation. NCBI's taxonomy places the organism in Eukaryota, Metazoa, Arthropoda, Insecta, Hymenoptera, Formicidae. Gene Ontology annotation, molecular function: inositol-polyphosphate 5-phosphatase activity. Bases 660 to 3239 code for a protein of 859 amino acids. The transcript has 11 exons. The record is from RefSeq and is a predicted model, not a curated record.
GCAAACGCGAAGCAACCGCACAACGCGAGAAACGGGUUUCUCUCGGGCGCUCGCGCGCGCACGCCUUCUCGCGUCGUCGUGUAACCCGACGAUUGACAAUGUGUACAUACUACUCGCGGCGUGGCAGCGAGGUCGAACGGGAGCGGUGCAUCGCCGCACGGUGCGCGACUUCUCCCCGGCGCGGGGGUUGACCACGCUCUCUCUCUCUUUCGAUCGUCGUCGUUAUCGUCGCGCGAUAACAUCGCUGUUCAUUCCGGCUGCUUUCCCCGAAAGGUGCGAGACUCGAGUGAGGACGCGAGUGAGAAGGAGAGAGAGUAGGACGGAGCGACGGCGGGAGGGAGGAGAGAAAGCGAGACAGCCGCGCAUAGACGAGAAGGUAGAGUCGCUCGCUCGCUCGUGGCGGUAGUGUGCGAGUGCGUGCGAGCGAGCGAACGACGCGCGCGCGGUCGCCGUCGAUCGUCGUCGCGCGGCCGCCGCCAGUGCCCCGUCCGUCGUCGUCAGCAGUGCGGUGCGUGUGGUGGUGCUGCUGGCCGUCUCGACGACGUACCGAUUACGCGCGCGCGCCGAUAAUCGCGCCCUGAUAGCAGCCGCCGCCGCCGCAGUUCCGACAGCAGCAGCAGUAGCGGCUCCAUCGCCCGAUCGACCGCCCGGACGCGAGAAUGGCAGGCGUGCCGGUUCUCCUCAUCACCGCGAACGUCGGCAGUAUCUUCGAGGAGCCUAGCGUUAUGCUAAAGAUAUGGACGGAAGAAUUUUUAUCCACCAUAUCGAGGCUGGAUCCGAAAUUCAUAGCACUGCACUGCCAAGAAGUAGGCGGGAAAAAUUACGAGCAGAGCAUGAGGCACGUGGAAGACUUUGUUAGAUUACUCAUGUCGUCGGAAGAAUUAAGGUUGUUUGACAAAAUUAGAGUAUUUCUCGACGAGGACUAUUCAUCCGCCGAACAUUUCACAGCUUUAGGAAACUUUUAUUUCGUGCAUGAGUCCUUGAGUGACGUUUUAUUAUGGGAUUUUAACGAAUGCACUUUUAUACCAGUAAAUGGGAAAGAAGUCCAUUCGGGCAACAUAGAAGCAGUUACAACCAAAGAAAAGGCCAAGUUUCCUCAAGAAUUUUUCCCAGAGUGCAAAUGGUCCAGAAAAGGCUUCCUGCGAACGCGAUGGAGUAUUAGUGGAACAGUUUUUGAUCUCAUAAACAUACACUUAUUUCAUGACGCGAGCAAUUUUAUUGCUAUGGAGACGUUCCCGUCGGUAUACAGUAAGACGCGCAGAAGAGCGCUCGAGCAUACAUUAGAUAGAUUCCAUAAUGACAAAUAUCCAAAUGCACCAUAUUUUUUAUUUGGUGACUUUAAUUUUAGGACGGACACGGCAAGUGUGAUUAAGAAACUAACAGAAGAUACUCGAGAAAGGAGGUUAUCGAAUAAGGGGAAUAUUUCAAAGCUUCAGUUUCAUAACAGAGAUGAUGAUCUAAUAUUAACGUUAGGGAAGAAAGAAUUUUCACACUAUGAACAUCAGAACGUCUUCAUGAAAAAUAGCGGCGAAUGGUUACGCGAGUACGACAAAGAGCUGGGAGACUUUGACGGGAGAUUGUUCGAAUUUCCAAUCAGCUUCGUGCCAAGUUACCCGUUUCAAGAAGACGUGAACGAGCCGGUGAAUUACAUGCAAACGAGGGUGCCAGCUUGGUGUGAUCGAGUCUUAUUGAGCCCCACUGCGAAAACGCUAGUCCAAGAUAUAAAUGAUACUGACGCGGUGGAAUACGGUAUUAUCGGCCCGACUACGUGCAUGGGUGAUCACAAGCCAGUCUACUUGAGGGCUAAUCUCAUCUCGGACGCAGGUAUGAUAGACUGCUGCAGCUUGCUGCCACUUGCACCCGAGUUUUGCUUCCGAGUGCCCAACAAUUACUCGGAGUUGUUGUCGAUGUUGCCUGACUGCCGUAGUUACGCUAACGCGCGAGCGGAUUAUGUUGAUCGUUCGUCUAAUCUGUUGCACGCAGCACCCAUUAAGCAUGAUCCCUAUACACCAGAUAGUAUGGACAGUCCGAGUCCGAACGCGCUGAUCGCCACCGGCGAGGUGCCGGAUUUAGACGUCUUCGCCGGUGACAACGCGUCGUCGUCCGCGCAGCGAUCGACGCAGGCGUCGAUCGAUACGUCGAGGCGGAUCGACCGCGCGGUCUCGCCGGCUUUGCUCAAGUCCCGCUUGGAGCUGAUCGUGCAGAACAAGAAGCAAGAGGACGCGGAAGUGGACGCUGCGGACAUCAAGAGGAGUCCCAGCGAGUGCCAUCUGCGUACCCUGCCGGACGGUGAAGACCGGCAGUGGUGCGUGCGGAAGAACCGGUGCAACAGCGACGUGUCGUGGCAGCGGUCGCACGUCCUCACCGAGGCCUGGAUCCGCGGCAAAGGCCAGCAUGGCUACCGUUCUUUCAGCAACUUCGCCAAUCGCUCCUCCUCGAACUCGAGCCCGCCGGAUAUGACGGUCGACGGCUUGCCACCCGAUCUCGUCAUACCGCGGAUAGCCAUAAUAAACGCGAGCAACUUCGAGUCGAACGAGAGCUCCGUGUACUUCCACGACGACCGGCUGAGCAACUACUCGGAGAACAAGCUGAGCGCGUAUUCGGACGGUCGCACGAAGACGCUGAGCGGCGAGGGCGCCAGCUCGAACAAGUCCUGCGAUAAGACGGACGAAGGCAGCAGCAACAGGCUGGAUUCGAGCACGGAGCUGGUGGCGGAGACGAAGGCCCAGCUGGACGAUUCGAAGCGGUACUUGGAGGAGAACAGCGGGAAAUUCAUCGAGAACGAGUGCGACAUGUGCAAGGAGACCAAGGCUCAGGUUCGAAAUGACGGCGAGUCGCGGGAUAAGGACGAACGUCGGGAGCGUCGUUCUCAGUCGUUGGGGAGGUUGCGCGCGGAUCACGAAUCUGACGACGUGGGGAGUCGAGUCGAUGCGAAGCUCGUCGUCGACGGCGCGGAGACCGGACAGCUUCUCCGGGACCGCGACGUCAGUGCGAUCAAGCUAGACGCGGAUCAUGCGGUAAGUCACGACGCGGAGAUCGUAAGCUGCGAGAGCAGGCAAAAGAUGUGCGCGUCGUCGAACAACACGACGAGAAGCAAUUCCGCGCACAGUCAGGAUAUCAGUGACCACGCGGGAAGUGUCAGACUGAAGUUGAAGGCUUACAAAGUCACCGAGCGAUACAAGAGCAACAUAAUAGGCAGGCGGACCAGGUGUAGGAAGUGUUGUUGUGUCGUAUCCUGAAGAACUCCGCCGCUGUAUUAUAGAGUCCGUGCAAUCACAGUUCCUCGUUUAUUUAUGGCGCGACACGCCGCCGCCGCACACUGGCUUGAAAGUAAAAGUUUUCCGCUCGAAACUCGGAGUUUUGAUAACAAUUUUAUAUAUAUACACACGGAAGAAAAAUAUUUGUAUAAAGGAGAUAAGAUAUGAAACUACAUUUACAUCGACUUGAAGUGAGACUUGUAAAAUGAGUUUCGGCCGAGAAAUCUUUAUCUUGUGUCCACUGUGCGUCGCCGCCCGUGUCGGGCCUCUGGUUAUUCUCUCCUCGUUUCUGUUUCCUACUUACAUGGAGUAUUCCUUCGACUUCUCCCGGAUAGACCUCACUCCCUCCGUGCUAUUCUCUCGAUAGCGUCCUCCGCAGUCUUUUUAACUCUACGUGUGCGUGUGUAUGUGUGCGUGCUUAGCGUAAGACUAUAAUAAUUUAUUUCCGAACGGUGUGCGUGUAUAUCGUUAUUGUAUUUCUACACGAUGCGCUCGACGAUGAGUGAUUUGUGAGUCGCCGUCACGCGCUGUACGCGAGUGAUCGUGGAACCGACCGUCGAAACCGUGCGCGUCCGUCGCGAGAACGAGCCGACACUACGUGUAUUUAUUGCCGAGAAUUAUUCGCCGCGGAUUCGCGCUUCCGAAGCGACACGGCGGCCGUGACCGCUCGCGACCUGAGAAGAAUACAAUUUCCGUCACAGAGACGGUCUCUCGCCGGAACCAGCCGCGUUCUGCAUGUCCUCGGGAGAGUAGCGGUGUGAAGUGAUCCUCUCUGCAUGCGCAUGGUACUCUAACGUGCUCCGAGCGAACCUCCCCCGAGGAAUUAGCCCCUCCUGAGUGUGAUAACCGGAUAAUUCCUUUGCGAUUCUUUCCUCCCCCCUCCGCCCCCGCCCUCUGUCGUGUACAAUUUAUAGGCAGUAUAAUUUCGUCACGUUACUUGGUGGGACGUGGUGGGACGUUUGUGUUGUUUUUUAGUACGUAGUGUGUGGAUUUUUAGACGAUGUUGGUAGCAGUAGUUAGCGAGUGUGUUGUAGUUCUUCACGCCGCUGUUUGUGUCGUACAGUGUCGGAAAGUAAUACGUACAGACUGAUAAACGAUUGUUACCAGUAUACACGCGAUGCACUUUCACGAACGCAGUGCUGUAUGUUAAUCCUAUUACGCUACUUUACCGUGGAAACCGGGCCGCGCGUCGCCCACAACAUCCUCCUUUUCCGGUACCUUGAUAUACACGCACGGUUUUAAGUAUGGUCUGUCGCAAAAAAGUUGCAACAUUUUUUUUUUAUACAUUUCGGAACGCAUCCCGUGUCCAAUAGGAGAAUUUUUUUUCUCGGUAACUCUCGGGAGAUACGUUUCCUUUAUUGGAUACAAGAUGCGUUGCGAAACUCGUUGGAAAGAAGUUUUGCAGCCCUAUGUGACUGACCACACACACACACACACACACACACACACACAUUUGGCGAAUUAAAGAUCGCAGCAAUUUGUUCUCGAUGAAUUUCCCAACGCAUACAAUUAGAGAAAUUUUUUAGAAAUUCUCGAGAAAUACAUUUUCUCGUUGGAUACGAGAUGCGGAAAACUCUUCGGGGAAAAAAUGUUACAAUCUUCACAAUCCGCCGACUCGCCGUGUGUGUAUGUGUGUGUGUGUGUAUUCUUUUGCUCUUGUUUUUAUUUCAAGGAAAUUUUUACCUCGCAGUGUUCUUGUCCUUGAGUUUAAUAUCCUCCUAGGUCGCAUAGUAGUGCACACACGCAUAUACUGUUGCGAAUUUGAUCUUACACUCCGAUAGCGGAUCCGGCGGCUUGCGCUGAGCGCCAACUUCUCCGGAGCCGCACAUCGAGGGUUGAUGCCCUCGGUGAAAAAAAAACUUGAGCUCAUCUGGCUUCUCAAAUUAUGCCGGAAUCUCUUUAAUUGUUCCAUUCUGCCCUGUGAACGGGUUGCGUAGUGCCGUGUUUUGUCCCCGUGCUGCGCUAAUUUAACGCAGCCGCCAGAGUAAGUUACAUCCGCCCGGAUUUUAUUCGGCGAUGACACUGCACUCGCACAAUAUAUCGGGGCAGAAUCUCUCGGUGCACGUCCGCCGAAUUCGCUAUUAGAUAACACACAUACGCACAUGUAUACACAGAGAGAAAAACGUAAAAAAAAAAUUUUUUUUAUUCGGUCUGAAUAUCCCCCUAUAUAAUAACGUAUUUAUUAAAAUCUCUAAAUUCUUCCGUUUAAAUAGAAUUUAAGUGGAAUAAAUCAUUGCUUUCAUGAAAGGCUACGGCAUUUAUAAGAAAAAGAUAUAUUUUCUUAUUUGGGAAAAAGUUUUUCUCACUGUUAAAGUGUGCAUCUCGAUAUACAAGCAAAUGCGUUGUUAAUACUCACCGAAUAAAUAUUUGUUAUUUUUAGAUAUUUUCCUCUCACUGUGUACAUGUAUACAUGAAUAUUUUAUUUAUUACGAGUCGCUGUUCUCUCGCGAUUGAAUAAGUAUUGUCAUUGUAAUGCCUGGCGUUUUGACGUUUCGUACUCUUGUACGUCACCUUCGGCCCCUUCGACGUAGUCGAGGGAUCUGGUGAUGUCGUCAAGAAUUCGAGUAUCUUGGUUUUUCUAUUUUUCCUCUUUUUUCUUUCUUUUUUUUUCUCUAGAACACGUUACACGAACGUAUUACGUCGUCAUACGUACUGCGCCCUUGCCAAGAAGAGAUCUAUUCGUUGGAUUUCCUUACGCGCGCAUUCUGAGUGGACUCUACUGCCAAAGUUAGAUUCGUCGUCGUAGCGUUUAAACCAGAAGAUAAUUAAUUUAUGUAACGGACGUGGCGGUCGGUCGGUGGUCGCGCGGGAAUGCGUAGGUGAGCGUUCACUUCGAUUCUUUCGGUGUAUUGUGCUGUGCGCGAACGAACGAACGAAAAAACGAAUGCCAUUACUUAUGUCGAUAUCCAGGAGUGCGCACGGAAAGUCGUGGAUCGUAUCGCGCGAAUGGGACGUAAAGAGAAUUCGCCGAGAGAGUUCCUCGACGUGUGCGGAACGCGCACGGAGGUUUCAGCUUACAUGUAAUUAAUGUACAUUACUCCACGCGUGCAUCGUGAUUCGCAAUUCUGUAUCCAUACCAUCCGUCUCACGCGAUUUUUCUUCCGGGCGGAAAGAAAAAUAAUAUUUUCGUACACACAGUGAAAAAUAUUAAUGCAGAUAAAAAAGAAUAUCUCGCGGAGGAAAAACUGACUUGGCACGCGGCGAACGAUCCCAUGGGAUUUUUAUUAUUUUGACAUCUUUAUUAGUUUAUAUCGAAGUAAGAACUGCGGUCCGUUUUGUUAUUUCCUCUUUAAACCUGAAAUGACUUACUCACGCGCGUGGCACUUUUUUCUCUCUCCAAUAUUUUUUUCCUUUCAAUUCAUAAAAAUUAUUCUUUAAUAACGAGAAUAUGAUACUUUUAUUGGAACUAAAAUAAUGAAAAUAAAAUAAAGUCUGGUCGAUCAAUUUCAUUCUGUUCUUGCCAUAAGACACGCGAAACGUGGAGUAAUGUCACAGAAAUUGUGACUUAAUAUCAUAUCUCUUUUCCUAUAUAAUUCUUUCUCUCUCUUUCUCUCCGUUCGCUGAAACAAUCCCGAAUUGAACCGGGGAAUCUGUUUUGCAAAUACAAUCGUCGAGAAAUGUGUCGUUAGAUUCCCAUUUGCCAUAUUAGUUUUAAAAAGAAUGAAUCCGCGCGCGCGCGCGUGCUUACAGAGGGAGCGCCCGCGGAUUCCGUCGCUGUUGUACUGCAUUUGUUUUACUUUUCCUAUCGUGUAGGCUAAAUUAGAAUUGUGUCCCUGUCGUCGGGAUACACCAGUGUGUAAAUAGAUCAUCGACGAGACCCUCUAUACGUGUCUUCAUUUUGUAAAUAUAAAUUUAUUUUUCAUACACGUGAA